This is a messenger RNA of Dovyalis caffra, 861 nucleotides long. Lineage: Eukaryota; Viridiplantae; Streptophyta; Magnoliopsida; Malpighiales; Salicaceae. The record is from the annotation of a GenBank genome assembly.
AUGAGCAGUCUUUCGAUCCACCCACUAAUUCGGUUAAAAACCCACCAUCCAUUUCGCGCCAAAAACACCAGAAAAUCCACAGCCAUUUAUGCUUCCAGUGAUAACCCUCAGAGCCAACGACAACAACAACUCAAUCUCUCUGUUCUUCGCUUCACUUUAGGGAUACCUGGAUUGGAUGAAUCUUACUUACCAAGAUGGAUUGGUUAUGGGUUUGGUUCACUUUUGAUAUUGAACCAUUUUGUGGGGUCUAAUUCAGACACCACUCAAGCACAGCUGAGAACUGAGGUUUUAGGCCUUUCUUUAGCUACUUUCUCUGUUGCACUUCCUUACUUUGGAAGGUUUCUCAAGGGUGCUGCUCCAAUCGAUCAGGGGACUCUUCCUCAAGAUGCUGAGCAAAUUUUUGCGAUGUCACAGAAUAUUUCUGAUGCUCAGAAGGAGGAUUUGGCUUGGGCAACAUAUAUUUUACUGCGCAAUACAAAUUCAACAGCUGUGUUGAUAUCAAUUGAAGGUCAAUUAUGUGUUCGCGGAUACUGGAAGACUCCAGAUACAAUGUCAAAAGAUCAAGUGCUUGAUUGGUUUAAGGGACAAAUUGAAAAUAUUGGCUUGUCUGAGGUGAAGGACAGCCUCUAUUUCCCUCAGACUACAGAAUCAGAAAUUUGGGAGAUGCUUCCCAAGGGAACUCGUUCAUUACUAGUAGAGCCUGUGCUUCAAGCAACAGUCCAAAGCACUAAUGUGACUGAAAAGAAUGGAGGUUUUAUUCUGUUGGCUUCAAGCAUAAGGUAUGCUUAUAGUGAUAAAGACAGAGCCUGGAUAAGAGCAAUUGAAAACAAAUUUAGUAGUAAGAGCACAUGUUCAGAAUAA